CUCCUCCAAAAGACUCCCAAUCGCUGGAUGGAGGAGCGUCAGUUCCUUAUUGAAAAGUGAGCCCACCGAAUUUCGUUCACGUUCUCCCGGUUCUCAUCAGAGGUUCUAGUGAAUACCAAGACGAGUUGUGAACCCCCCUACCCACCAGGGAGAUGCUGGUAGGAACGAGGAGAGGGAACAAGCAAGUGACCAAUCAUUCAUCAGCGAUAAAAAGCAAAAGAACAGUGUGGUGAGGUGUGCCAAUCAUUCCCACUACGUACUCGAAGCAACCGGAAAUAGAUCAAAAACACACCGGAGAACAAACAAAGUCACUUUGGACGGGAAUUGUCUCAUCUGCUUUGUUUGGCAUGCAUUCCGCGUCACACCUGAGUGAAUUGAAUUCCUGAAGAACGACGAAUGGAAAUUGAAUGCAUGUAUUGGACAUGCCCCCGAUCAGUGAGAUUGAUUCUGCCCGAUGGUAAUCCAUGAUCUAUCAGGAAAUGCAGUGGCAAGAACAUUAGACGUCUGGCAGUGAUACCUUGGCCGUCCGACCAUGGCCUCAUCGUCCACAUCAUCGUCGCAUUCCAAGCCGCCCUCGGCUGGAUAUUCAGCCCGGAGUUCUCGGGCCGUGUCUCCGGCCUCGGAAUUAGGCCCUCCACCCCGGAGAUCCACUUCGCCCACGUCCUCCACGGGCACGUGCUCCACCACGACAAGUCCACCAACCUCCAAGUCCAGGUGGCAAAAGCUCAUCUCCUCCUUGAGGAAGAGCAAAGACUCGGAUAGUUCUUCCACGGUUGAGGCUCAUCGCUUAAAGCAUUCGCACAAUUGCUCAAAUGCCUUCCUUCGCGCAGGCAUUUCCAACAUGAAGGGCUAUAAAAAGGCCAAUCAAGACAGAUGCACAGCCUUCUCCUAUCUUGAAAACGACCCCGAUCUCUCGUUCUUCGCCGUUUAUGAUGGACAUGGGGGCACUGGGGUGGCCAAUUAUCUCAAGGAUCAUCUCCAUGAGUUCGUUCUGGACCAAGUCGAGUACAAAGAGGGGAACAUGGAAGAGGCCAUUCUGAAGGCCUUUCUUCAGGUAGACCAGGAUCUUCGCACUUACGGGACAGCCACCGAGCUUACUGGAUCCACGGCCACGGUGUUGUUGAUCAAGCACGGCGAAUUGUUUUGUGCCAAUUUGGGGGACUCGAGGGCCACGGCUUGCGUCCGAGGACUGGUUAAACCACUCACCUGUGAUCACAACACUAGUAAUGCCAAAGAAAGGGAACGUGUUUACGCCAUGGGAGGAACCAUCAAGGAUAACCGAGUGAGUGGAGUUCUUAUUCCGACUCGAUGCUUUGGCGAUUUCUUGCUCAAGUCCGAAAUUGAGAAGCCAGCAUGGAAACAAGUGAUCUCCGCUGUGCCCCAAAUUUUGUCCUUCAAAAUAACGUCCAAUUGGGACUUCAUUGUGGUUGGGUCGGAUGGUGUCUGGGACGCCAUGACCAACCAAGAGAUGAUCUCCUUCGUCAAAACCAAGCUCUCAGCCAUGUGCGCCGGCCAGACAUCCCGUGAUAAAGUGGUUCUGUCGACGUUGUGCGAGGAGAUCUUGGAUCUAUGUUGUGCCAAAACUGUGGAACGCUACGGCAAAAACAGCUGCGACAACAUGACCAUUAUCAUCAUCUGGAUGGAUCACUCCGACCAUCGCUCGGAAACGGGAAGUUCGGUUGUGAGCAGUGUUGUCAGCAGAUGAUGAAAGCCAGAGGGAACGGCGGGCUAAAAGUCAACCUUCUUCACGAAGGCCGAAGAAAGGACCUUUAACUUUCCUCGGGCGAACAGCCAUUCCAUCAAUCCGGACAGCCCCUCGAUCAAGCAAGGUUCAAAGCAAUACACAAACAUACACCAUAACACACCUUUAUUCAAGUUGAUGAUGUUCAAAUCGUGUUCUUCAUAUGCCUUCCUUUCAAUCCCAGAUGGUGUUGGUUGGCAUAACAAAAACUCAUUGAUGUUGAGAUGAACCAAAAUUAGCCCGUCCUUCCCUCGAAAUGAAUACAAAAACGAACACAUAACCCUGUUCCCUAUUAACACCCAUUGACCGAUCGUUAUCUUUCCCAAUCCCCAUACCUUGAUCUGGUCACAGAUGUACUGUUUCCCCUAGAUGGAACAAAUCUUAAGCGAGUAUUUCACCUCAUAGGCUGCGGUCGAAUGAUUGACUGGAAGUUUCCGCAACUUUUUGCUUCUUAAUUAAAGAGUUUGCAUUAGAGGAAACCUGGAAAACUGUCAGUAAGACAUGGUUUCUAUGAACCAGACUUAGAAUCUAAACUUGCGCCUGAGUCCACAAAGCAAAGGUGGGACCUCCAACUUUGUCAGUUUUCACUAAGACAGAUUUCAAUUGGUAUACGUAAAAUUGGCCAGAUUGAGGCCUCGUCGUAAUGAAUAUACUGGAUAAAUGGAACGGUAAAGGCCACUCUUGGUGUGGAUCUUGGAGCAGGAAGGCAAAUACUUCUCUAAUGCAACCUCUACAUUCAGUUACUAACUACUUAUCUAGGGAUUCCAUUUACGACCGUUGCCCUAAUUCAGACCUUUCAAACGCACAAUACGCACAUUGUCAGAUAGAAAAAAGGAUAUAUCGUAUCUUUAAAAACUCGAGUUUGUUGGACCAAAUUUGUCCAGUGUUAUUUUUCGCUUUGUUAUCCCUUGCAUUAUCCUAUUGAAUAGUGUUUUAUGUUAAAAAAAUACCAUAAAGAUGAAUCCAUCAUGACUGUGAUAUGUAUUUUAUAACAAGGCUUAGAUUUAACCACGCGUUGACCACACUUCCGCCAUUGGCCUUAACCUUCUAAAACAAAGCAUAGACAUAAAUAGAACCGAUCAUUGUCAUGUUUGACCGGCCACCUUCUCAACAAGUAAUUUCAAUCUUUAUCUUCCUAAUUAGUUGACCCACCUUUGUCCCUCAAAGCAAGUGUUACAAACCAUUAUUCAAAAUGGUCUUGAUGGGAAUGUAUAACUGAGACGAGAAUAUACAACUAUAAUUCCUUA
Molecule: messenger RNA, 2988 nt
Organism: Tigriopus californicus
Lineage: Eukaryota; Metazoa; Arthropoda; Copepoda; Harpacticoida; Harpacticidae
Product: probable protein phosphatase 2C T23F11.1
Exons: 6
Coding region: 533-1705 (390 amino acids)
Biological process (GO): protein dephosphorylation
Molecular function (GO): protein serine/threonine phosphatase activity; cation binding
Source: RefSeq, a predicted model, not a curated record